This is a messenger RNA of Suillus subaureus, 1503 nucleotides long. Its product is annotated as glycoside hydrolase superfamily. The record is from RefSeq and is a predicted model, not a curated record. The coding region runs from base 301 to 1380 and encodes 359 amino acids. Gene Ontology annotation, molecular function: chitinase activity. NCBI's taxonomy places the organism in Eukaryota, Fungi, Basidiomycota, Agaricomycetes, Boletales, Suillaceae. Gene Ontology annotation, biological process: carbohydrate metabolic process. Gene Ontology annotation, cellular component: extracellular region. The transcript is spliced from 12 exons.
UUUAUGACACGCCAUAAGUAUAUAUUGAAUGCGACUAAUACCCUCUUCUAGACACGUAUCCGAGAAGAACGGAAAGUCGCGUAUCUGUAGUUUUGAGUACGCAUCGCAUCAUGGAACUGAUGUCUUGCCAACAGCAACUGUCGUCCCUUUUUCACGAGUCGUGCUUCGUGUCGAUUUGGGGGAGAAUCGAUCCGUUUCCGUAGAGAGAAGCUGGAUUCUUGGGGCCAGCAUAAAACCUGGAGCGCAUGAUGCCAGUCCACCAUCGAAAUUUUGGAUCCUGUCAUUCGCACCGUGACAACCAUGGGUGUUGCGGAUUUUUCAUGCCUCACACUAUGGUCUCUACUUCUUGGCAUUAUGACCCAUGGAAUAGUUGCGUUCAAUAUGUUAUCUAACGACAAUAUACAAAUCUUCAAAUGUAACAGCUACUGGGGCCAGAAUUCAUACGGAGCCAUCAAUCCCGAUAAAACAGCUCACUGGCAGAAGACACUUUCAUACUACUGCAUGGACAAUGUCAUUGACACCUUUCCAAUUGCCUUCCUUGUCGAUAGCUAUGCGGGGGGUAAUCUCCCGUCGAUUGACUUAGCGAAUAUCUGCAACUCAGGCAAUGCUAACUAUUUUCCAGGCACUGACUUGCUAGAUUGCUCUUUUCUUGCCUCGGACAUCCAAAUGUGCCAGUCCGCGGGAAAGGCAGUCACCAUCUCGCUUGGUGGUGGAACAGGAAAUAUCCAGUUUCAAAACGACUCUCAGGCCGCUGCUUACGCGCAAACAAUAUGGAAUCUUUUCCUAGGUGGAAAGAGCAAGACACGUCCCUUUGGAUCUGCGAUUCUUGAUGGAAUUGACAUGGACAUCGAGGGUGGCUCGCAAACAGGCUAUGUCUCCUUUUUGACUGCGCUUCGGAAACAUAUGAAUCGAGGCAAGAAGAAAUAUUAUAUCACUGCUGCACCUCAGUGUCCUUACCCAGACGCAUACAUCGGAAAUACGCUCAACGUAGUGGAAUUCGAUGCAGUAGUAUACAACAACUAUUGCAAUCUACGGCAUUACAACAAUCGUAAGGACUGGGACUUUGCUACUUGGGACGAUUGGGCAAACAGCGUCUCACCCAAUCGUGACGUCAAGGUUUACAUUGGCGCUCCCGCGUCAUCUGGUGCAGGAUCUGGCUAUGUUAGCCCCAAGAGAAUUACGUCAAUAAUUCAGCAGACUCAGUCCAAUUACUCUUCCUUUGGAGGGGUCAUGUUAUGGGAUGUAUCAGACGCGUACGCCAAUCAUCGCUACGACAGAGCAGUCAAACAAGCUUUGAGAUCUGACGUGGAUCUGCUCAACAAACGAAGCCGCGCUCAAUACCUAUCAGAAACGCACGAUAUCACCCAUGACGAGGACUGAUAGUUAUUCGUACUUGACUACAUACCUCCCCCUCCCCCCAUCGCCAGGGGUACCACGUCCUAUAUGAAAUUGUUUGUUUCCGUAUGUGAAUAUAAGUUGUAAAUCUCUCCCUGACUGUGCUCU